AUGGUGGGGAUAGGCCUUAUUUGGCGCGGCGAAAUGCCAUUCGACGACGACGACAACCCGAAUGUCGCUGCGGGACCGCCCAGCGCCGGCGGCGUGGACGGCGCGGCGGCCGCGGAGGAAGCAAUGGAGGACGAGAUGCCCGACUACAAGCUCUUCAUGAGCAUGUUUGACAAAAAGGGCGUGUCCAGCAAGACGAUCCGCAAGGGCGAAAAGGACUUUGAAUCACACGGGACGCGCGCGCAGGACGGGGUGCUCGAGACGAGCCGCCGCGCGCUCGAAGAGGUCCUCAGCUACACGCGCAUCCACCGCGGCGACGGCUGGGUGCGCGGAUGGUACGUGCCCGACUUUUGGGCGUCGGGGGAGGAGGGCGCGGCGGUCGGCGUGCUGGACCUGCGGCACGACGACGGGCGCCUGAUGCUGCGCGAGCGCGUCGUCGUUGUCGAGCACGAGCGCGGCAGCUGGAUGAAGGACAUUGGCCGGUCCGUGCCCGCGGGCAUCAACAGCAGCGAGGCGCAGCGGCCCGGCGUCGGCCGCCUGUGGCUGCUGCCCGAGGAGGCGCUGCACAUGGUGGAGCGCGGCACGCUGGACCUCUGGUGGCCGCACAAGGAGCUCGGCGUCCUCCUGCAGGCCGGCACCGGCCCUGACGACUACGACGUCGGCGUGCCGCUCAGCCUCGAGGCCGCGUACUCGCUGCUACUGGGCGAGGACGACGGCGAGCGCGGCAAGGUCUCGCUGCCGCGGUACCAGGUCUUUACGCACCUGAAACGCGGAGGAUUUCACGUGCUGCGCGCUCCGGACGAGCAGCGGCAGGCCCCUCCAGACACGAAGCAGACGACGACACACGCGCCGGGCACAACGUUGCUGCACUGGCUGCUCACGCUGGUGGGAUGGGGCGGCGAGGCGCGGCCGCAACCACCGGCCAAGCUGCACUCCUUUGGACCGCUCGUCUCGCCGGGCCUCUACCGGGCGUACAAGCCCAUCUACGAGCAGCUGAGUCUGCUCCCGCGCCACGUACCACAGCGGUCCACCACCAUGACUAGCUCACGGGAUGAUGAGGCGGCGGCGGCGGCGGCGGCGGCGGCGCAGGACCCGUACAAGGUCUUCUUCCACGUCUGGAAAGCCGGCGGCGCGGCGCCGUUUGCCAAGCGCAACCCGCCGCCGCCGACGUUCCGCAUCGCCGUGGCCGACACGGGCCUGCACGGGGUGCCGACGCUGGAGCAGGCGGCGGCGCUGCUGGCGUCGACGCCGCUCGACGACCCGCUGACGGCGAACCCGGCGUGGAAGGGCCCCGGCCGGCUGUACCAGCGGCUCAAGCACGGGCACCGCAACGUGCUGGUCGCGGUGGUGGACCGCGGACUGGUCAACUACAUGCGCUUCGGCGAGGGCGCGUUUGGCGAGGAGCGGCUGUAUGAGCGGCAUGAUGUGCGGAGGGACGCGAGCGGCGGCGGGAAACGAGGUGGUGGGAGAGGGAGGGGACGUGGUGGCAGGGGACGCGGUCGAGGACGAGGACGGUGA
Cordyceps militaris CM01 is the source of this 1515-nucleotide messenger RNA. RefSeq lists its product as uncharacterized. Gene Ontology annotation, biological process: tRNA-type intron splice site recognition and cleavage. Lineage: Eukaryota; Fungi; Ascomycota; Sordariomycetes; Hypocreales; Cordycipitaceae. The coding region runs from base 1 to 1515 and encodes 504 amino acids. The transcript is spliced from 2 exons. Gene Ontology annotation, cellular component: tRNA-intron endonuclease complex. The record is from RefSeq and is a predicted model, not a curated record.